Molecule: messenger RNA, 975 nt
Organism: Stylonychia lemnae
Lineage: Eukaryota; Ciliophora; Spirotrichea; Sporadotrichida; Oxytrichidae
Source: the annotation of a GenBank genome assembly
AUGAGUGGUCAAUAAACGUGCGUUAUUGUCAAUGGUUUAGAGUAUACCAGAGAGUGGGAUUCUCAGGAGAGGAUGCACCAAGAGCUAUCUUCCCAACUUUCGUUUGAAGGCGAUGAAGCUCGUUCGAAAAGAGGAUCCCUACAAAUCUCUCACCUCAUUGAAGACGGUGCUGUUUAGGAUUGGGAUAAUAUGAAAAAUCCUUGGAGCCAAAUUUUCUAAAAUAAACUCAUAGUCUCUCCAGAUUAGCACCCAGUUCUCCUACUGAGCUGCUCUCAAUCAAAAAUAAAUAGAGAAAAGAUGACACAAAUUAUCUUUGAGACCUUUGUAUAAUUCUUAAUGGAAUAUUGUAAAUCUCCCAGGAUUCUAUGUCGCCAUACAGCCUGUUCUGGCACUCUUUUCCUGCGGUAGAUACACUGGUUAAAGAAUAAAGCAUGGUGGAGAAGAUCUUACAUAGUUGAUGGUGAAAUUCGUUGCCGAGAAAGGUUUUCAGUGGCUAUGAAUGUUACUGAGGAUAUCAAGGAAAAGUUGUGCUUUGUUGUAUAAGAUUAUGAAGCUGCUCUAUAGCAAUCUCAAGAAAGCUAUGAAUUUGAUAAGAGCUAUGAACUCCCAGAUGGAUAAGUUGUAUCUUUAGGAUCUGAGAAACUCAAAGUCCCAGAAUACCUUCUUAAUCCUCAAGAAAUAAGCGAUAUAAAUCUCAAUUCACUCCAUUAUCAAAUCUUCUAAUCAAUUACAGACUGCGAUAUUGAUACUAGAAGAGAUCUUUAUCAGAACAUUGUACUAGCAGGAGGUACUUCAAAUUUUAAUAACAAUAUAAUCCUAUUCUACCUUAGGUUGUUGCUAGCUCAUACAGAAGAUUAUCGGUUUGGAAAGGAGGUUCCUCAGUAAGUGGAUAAGAAUCAUUUGCUUAGAUUUUCAUUACAAAAGAAGAAUAUGCUAAAGAAGGACCCUUAGUUGUUCAUUAAAAAAUAUCUUUGA